This is a messenger RNA of Lodderomyces theae, 1503 nucleotides long. RefSeq names its product tetrahydrofolate synthase. The transcript has a single exon. Gene Ontology annotation, cellular component: cytoplasm; mitochondrion; cytosol. Gene Ontology annotation, molecular function: tetrahydrofolylpolyglutamate synthase activity; ATP binding. Gene Ontology annotation, biological process: tetrahydrofolylpolyglutamate biosynthetic process. The record is from RefSeq and is a predicted model, not a curated record. Lineage: Eukaryota; Fungi; Ascomycota; Pichiomycetes; Serinales; Debaryomycetaceae. Bases 1 to 1503 code for a protein of 500 amino acids.
AUGAGUUCUCGUACAUAUACAGAUGCCAUCAAUGCACUAAAUUCCCUACAAUCAAAUUUUGCUUCCAUUGAAGCAAUGAAAAAACUAGGUCCUAACGUAAACCGAAAUGAGUUAUCAAUCAACGAGGUUCGUGAAUACACUUCAAGAUUGGGAUACGCUCCCAGGGAUUUCAACAAGCUCAAUAUCAUCCAUGUUACUGGUACAAAAGGUAAAGGGUCCACUUGUGCCUUCACUGAAAGCAUCUUGAAACAGUAUCAGCCGGACCAUAUUUCCAAAAUUGGGUUGUAUACAUCACCACAUUUGAAGUCAGUGCGUGAGAGAAUAAGAAUCAAUGGCCAACCUAUAGAGAAGGAGUUGUUUACGAAAUACUUUUUUGAGGUGUGGGACAAACUCACAAGUACAAUGUCAGAUCCUCAAGAGUGGCCAAGUUUGCAACCUAGUGACGUGGUCAAACCCAUGUACUUCAAGUACUUGACUAUUUUAUCUUUCCAUGUCUUUUUACAAGAAGGUGUUGACACUGCGAUUUACGAAGUUGGUGUUGGUGGAACUUUUGAUUCAACAAAUAUAAUUGAAAAACCAACAGUUACUGGUAUAAGUGCUUUGGGAAUUGAUCAUACUUUUAUGUUGGGAAACACAAUUGAGAGUAUCACCGAUAACAAAACGGGGAUUUUCAAAAAGGGGUCUCCUGCUUUUGUCAGUGAGCAAAAAGAAUACCCUAAAACUCACAAACUCAUUGAAAGUAGAGCUAAAGAGUUGGGGGUAUCGUCAUUGGAGUUUGUGCAUCCUGAUGAUUUGCCUGAUGUCGAAUUGGGACUUUCUGGAGAGUUUCAAAAGGAGAAUGCUGCAUUGGCAGUAAGGUUGACAGAUUCACACUUGAAAGCAAUUGGAGUCGAUAGUGGACUUACCGUAAGUGGAGGAAAAGUGGACUCGCUUCCUGAAAAAUUCCGCAAAGGGUUGAAAGAUGUCGAUUGGCCAGGAAGAUGUCAGAUCAUCACCAAUAAUCCAUCAGACAUAACAUGGUAUGUUGAUGGUGCGCAUACUGUGGAAUCCAUAACCGCGUCUUCAAAGUGGUUCAAAGAUGAGCAAUUGAAAUCAUCAUCAUCAUCAAAGAAAAGAGUAUUAUUGUUCAACCAGCAAGGUCGUGAUAACUAUGAGGAACUAUUGACUACUUUGUACCAAACUAUUUCUGGAGAAGGUUCAAAAGUGUCCUUUGACGAGGUCAUAUUCACCCCCAAUAUCACAUGGUCCUCGGGUCAGUACAAUCCCGAAUUAUUAGCUAAAAAUACCUCUGAGGAUGCAGUCAAGAAGUUGGAAAUUCAACACAAGUUUAGUGACUUGUGGGCGAAAUUGGAUGGUGGGAAAGCAAAAAGACUGGUGUUUGCAGAUAUAGAAACAGCAGUGGAAUACAUGAAGAAUGAAGGGCAGGAUUUGAAUGUAUUUGUUUGUGGUUCGUUGCAUCUAGUCGGUGGGUUUUUGGUCGUCUUGGACAACGAAAGAGAAUAG